AAAGCGUCUUUCGUAUGUUGGCCGCAAUUCGGCGUCAUCAAUGGGUUCCCUCUUUACAAUUCGUCGAGCUCGUAGCCAGUCAGAGUCGUUGGUGGGCGAAACGGAGUGGUGAAUAGGACAUAGUGAGGGAAAGAAGUGACACUAGUGACAGUGCUCGCCAGUACCGAUUUAAACUUGGUGACGCGCGUAUCGUUUGAGAAUUUCUCGAGUUUGAUUCAUAUAAAAAAAAAUAUCAUCUACAUAUGACUUACGGACUGCAUAAGAGACACGCAGAGGACGAUAUAUUGAUAGUACGACGAUCAAAGAUCGUGCUCAGCGCAUUUCGCUUUCACGUAAAUAAUCGUUUUGUGAAUACGUUCGCGACCAGGAUUCGUUACAUUUUGUACGGAAUGCACGAUCGCAAAUUAUUAAAUUCGAUUGCAAUCUCCGCGAAUGUUCAUAUAAUUAAUCGAUGAACAAACCGAAGAAGUGUGCGCGCGUGCGAAAUCUUUUGGACACAGUGUCCGAGAUUGUCAUCAGUGCCAAUUUUUCGAUUUUUAUGUUAUCGCAUAUACAUACUGCUAUUGACAGAGUGACGAGUGCUAAUAGCGACUGUUAUCUUAGAUAAUUAUCAGAGACCAAUUGACACUCGGCGUGCACCGAUUAUUCUUGACGUUAACCGUGCUAGAAAAGAGCGGCAAACUGUACGGCCACCGGGAAGAAGACAUGCUCACAAUGGAGAGCGACAUGAAGGGCGGCAAUCUGCACGGCCAGAUGCCUCCUCAUCAUCAAGUUCUUUCGCCAAUAGGCAAUCAUCAUACCGGAAUGUCUUACGGACCUCUAGUUCACAGUCCGUCGUUAUCGGGAAGUCCACCUAGCGCGGGUGGACUCGGCCUACAUCAUCAUCAGACGACUCAACAUAGCUUCCAUGCCUCUUCCAUGAACACCAUGCACGCUAACGCUGUCGCUGCAGCCGCAGCUCAGCAGCAACAGCAAAGUUUGCACGCAAUGGCCGCUCAGCAGAGCGCUCAGCAACAACAUGCUCAUCAUUCCCAGCAACAGCAACAGUCUCAAUCGCAACAUCAUCAACCAAACAGUCACAGCAACGCUAAUCCAAAUAAUCCGAGCAAUUCUUCCAACGCGAAGAACAACAACAUCGAUCGCGUUAAAAGACCGAUGAACGCUUUUAUGGUGUGGUCCCGCGGCCAGCGUCGCAAAAUGGCACAGGAAAAUCCCAAGAUGCAUAAUUCUGAGAUCUCGAAACGCUUGGGAGCCGAAUGGAAACUUUUGAGUGAAUCAGACAAACGUCCGUUCAUCGACGAAGCGAAGCGUCUCCGUGCCGUGCAUAUGAAGGAACAUCCAGAUUACAAGUAUAGACCCAGACGGAAGACCAAGACCUUGAUGAAAAAAGAGAAGUACGCAAUUGGCGGUGUUGGUAGCGGAGUUGGCGGAAUGUUAGGUGUUGAUCAAAGACAAGUAGGCAGCAACAGCGGACCGCAGCAAGCGCAAUUAUCACGUGAUGUCUAUCAAAUGCCGAACGGAUACAUGCCGAACGGCACGUAUACUAUGAUGCACGAUGUCGCAUAUCAACAGCAUGUCACAUACAGCGGUCACAUGGGAGCUACCGCCAAUUAUAGAUACGAUAUGCCCCAUCACCUUACAAGUGGCAGCAGCCCGAAUCCACUCGGUAAUAUCGGUUAUAUGAACGGUUAUGGAUAUGGCAAUACCACUGUGCCCGGAGGUGCGCCAUCACCUUAUCAUCAGGCCCAACCAGGUUCUCAAAUGUCAAGUCACAGUCCCAGCGGCAGUAGCAUAAAAUCGGAACCGACAAGUCCAGCCAGCGGUGGUAUUCAUACACCGACGCCGACGGGCGGGCCAGCCACAGCUGGUGCUACAGUAACUUCUGGGCAAGCUGUUAAAAGAGAAUAUAUGGGUCAGCAGCAAGCAAGUCAGGGAAACGAUCAAUUGAAUAAAAUGAUGUCGGUUUAUUUGCCACAAGGAGUGCAUGGAAUAGAACAAGCUAUCGUGCAACAACAACACGACGGAGUUUACCCUUCGCCAGGUCCGUCGCCUAACUCUUCUAUGGGAGCUAUACAGCAUCACUCGGCCCCCAUGCCAGCUAUGCACAUGAACUUAGUAGUUUAAAACACUUAUUCGUGGACACGAAAAAGUGUACGAAUAUGCCGAUAUCGGCAUGAAUGCUGUAAAGAAAGUAAAAAAGAAAGAAGAACAGAGAAAGAAAGACAUAACAAAGAGAGAGCGAGAGAAAGAGAGAAUACCAAGUAAAGGAAACACAGAAAUCAAAAGAACACAGAGAUGAUCCAGUUGGAACAUUUUUACGGAAGUACACGAAACAUGGAAAUAUAACGCUUCUUAUUGAAGGAUGUCUUCGUAUUCACACACACACACGUCGCAUGAAAAAUUCUCUCAAUCAUCAUCAUCCACACUGCAUAUUAUCAUCGAUCGCUCUGUCUUCAGUGUCGAUAGAAAUAUUCAUUCAAGGUCGACUUUAGGACGAAAUAUUAGCAAGUGCAAAGUGCACUUGCAAAAUUAAAAAAAAAAUUACCAAAGAACUGAAUUAUUCAGAAAAUAUAUUAAGUUUAUUCGCAUUCUGAUAUAGUAACAUCUCAACUUCACGUAUUCUAAUCAAUUUAGGGAAAAGUGGGGAAAUUGUGCGCACUUAAGCACGAAUCGUUGUAACUUUGCUAUUAUUAAACUUGAAACAUUUUCAACACAGCCUAUACUGUCUACUAUCAUUGUAUAUAAGUAAAUUUGAUUAAAGUUUAAACGCACUUUAAUACCAUUGAAAAUAGUUGAACAGUUCACAUUUUCACAAUUUCCCAACCCACACAGGGUUAUUGUGCGCAGUUAUUAAAAGUUGAAAAUAUAAAUGGAAAAUCUAAAAAGAAAAGCCUUACAUUAAGAAUCAAACACUUUUAAUGAUACAAAACAGAAUUAUAAUAAUAAAAUUGAUAAGAAACGAUAGGAAAAUAUUAUGAAAUUUGUAUGUUGGCCUGAGGCAUUAAAAAAUUAUUAUUAAAAAGAGCAAAUAUUUCAAGCGACACAUAUACGACAUUGUAGAAAAUCCAUUUUCAGUCUACGUUUAAUUGGUUGCUAAAGUAGUUACACAAAUAGUUCUUCAGAGUCUUUUCCAGUGCAGUUUUUUUGUGACUGCGCACUAUUAUUGUCCGAUUCGAGGUUUAAUAAAUAAAUUUCACUAAAAUAUAGGAUAUUUAUUGACUAAAAUAAUUAUGAAAUACAAUUUAUUUACAAGAAAAAAUGCUGUUUAAGAUUAUAUGUAUGUGGAACUAAACAAAUAAAAAUUAGAGGCUUUUACCGUCUUUUCUUCAGAUCACAGGAAAUAACAAAAAAAACACCAUUAACAAACAUUUAUUUCUCUACUGGUACACAAAGAAUUUGGCGCAAUCGGGGUAGUGUGACAUAGUUACAAGAACCAACUACUAAAGUGCAGUAUUAGACAAAGUUCAGAAUUAUGGCUGGUUAUUUAAAUAAUCCAGAGCGCACGACUACCCGCUGCGCACAAUUUCCCCACUUUUCCCUAAUUGCUAUAAAUUAUGAUUUGUUUAUUUUUCAUUUAUUCAUUAGCUCGAUCAACAAUUAAGAUGUUACUAUUCAAAACUAUAAUCUUAUUUUCUUCUAUUUUCUUCACGCGCUUAUAAAUUAUUUUUGCGCUCGUAGAUAGACGAUGAAAAAAAAAUGAACAAAUGUUAAUAUUGUGCCAAGAAAGGCGUUCAUGCUAUGUGAUAAGUUGAAAAUGAUCAUUAAAAAGAAAAAAAACAACGUUAAGAGAAAAACUAUUUCACUUUGCUUGCUUAUGAUGGAGAGUAGCUAAAUAAGUUUUUAAAACAUUGUUAUUAAGCAUAUGUACAUAGAUAUACAUAUAAUAUCAAAGAUGAAAUAUAAAUAUUACUGAAAAGUUAGCUUAACUUUUUUUGUCAUAUGUACAUAUUGUUUUUUAGCCAUGUCUUAUUUAUGUUCGCAUGGUAGACAUCUGCUAAGCAAUAAUAUCUGAAACGAAUCACAUGCAUAAUCAGCACAAUCAGUAAGAAAGUAAUAUUUAAUUGUUUUUUGGUUAUCACAUAAUAUACCCGAAAACAAUUUAACAAUAUUGAAAAUCGAAGAGCGUAAUAUUUCAAAUAACAUUCAAAAACUAUCUUCGAAUGUUAAUAUAACAUCGCGAAAGCGUCAAGCGUCAAAUAUCAAUAUUGAAAAUGUCAUAGAAUUUUGUAAACUUGACGAAAAUAAUUUAUAACUUUAUGUGCGAAACAACUCCGAUGUCACCGAUAAGAAAAGGUGUACGUAGUAUGUUGUAGAGGGAAUUUAGAUUAAAUAUUUAAGGAUUAAUAUUUUUAACGUAAUAUUUGAAUUUAGAUUUUUGAGUAUACAAUUAUCUAAGAUUGUACAGACAUAUCUGUAAAUAUUUGUGUGCAUGUAUAAAAUGUGCAAAAACUCAAUUGAUCAUCUCCAUUCGCCUCUCUACAUGAAAUGUGAAAAUGGAAUUUGAGUUUCCAGAGGCAUGGCUUUUCUUGUGAUCGAAAGAUGUCUUCUGCCGAGAGUAUUGCCUGAUAAUGCACGUAACUAGUAUGAAAGCAGUAAUGGCAUUUGUGUGUAAUACAUUAAUAAUUAUUUGUUUUGUUACACGAACAUUUUUAUUGGCAUAAUUAUUUUUCUGUAAGACGAAUUUUCUAUUACUUGAAAACAAUUCAAAAACUUCACAAUUUUUCGAGAAUUUUUUUAUCUAGAAAAUUUUCUCCAAAAAUCGAGCAUCGAGGUAUUUUUGUUUAAAAAUAAUCUUCAAAUUUCCUUUACUGUUGACGGAACUAAAUAAUGAAUUAAACCGUUGUUUUUUGGUGUUUUUUAAAUCUUCAAUUAGAUUUUUUAAAUCCAAUUUUGAUAUUUAAAAAUUCGAGUAAUUUUUCAAUUUGUUUACUGUAAUCAUACAUAUAAACACCUAAUGUUCACAUAAUUAUAUUUCUGUUAAUUAAUCUCUAAAUUUGGAAAUUUGAACAAAAAUCCCUGGAAAAGUAAACAGUUUUUAAAGAAUUGGUUUUCAAGGUCAAAUAAUUGAACAAUAGAAUUGAAUGAGAAUGACUGAUGAUCAGUUUGCUUUAUUUUUUUUUUUUUUUUUCGGUUUUGACAAACAAUUGAGAUUAGCAUUCUUCUAGAAAUAGUUUGCUUUUCGUUAUACAUGCAUACUACAAUUACAGAACAACAUCGGUACAUGCGUUAAUAUUCUUAACAUUAUUAUUAUUAGUUUUAGUUUAAUGAUUUUUUUAUUAGUCAUUAAGAGAGUUCAGAUUUUCUCUUCCGAACACACAAUUCUUUUUUCUCCAAUCUCGUAUCUUCCAUUAUCAUUAUUGCGUACUCUCACUUUCCCGACCAAAACAACAAUCAAUACCUCAUUACUUCCACUUUUACUAUUGCGAAAUACGAUACUAGUUAUUGUCUUAUUUAUCGCGCGCGCGCGCGAUUCUUUUUAUAUAUUUCUUGAUAGAAAACUUAUCACAUGACGUUCUAUUAUAUGUGCGACCGAGAUUUAUACGUCUUACUUGACAUAUGUAAAUGCCCUUGAAUAUUUGAGACGAUUUCAUACAAGCGAAUCAUCUUUUGUUUGUAGUGUAAAUUCUUUAUUGUAAAAUGCUCACACAAUGUUUCUUUUAUAAAGAAAUAUAAAGAAGUU
Molecule: messenger RNA, 5680 nt
Organism: Pseudomyrmex gracilis
Lineage: Eukaryota; Metazoa; Arthropoda; Insecta; Hymenoptera; Formicidae
Gene: SoxN
Product: transcription factor Sox-3-A-like
Exons: 2
Coding region: 706-2124 (472 amino acids)
Biological process (GO): anatomical structure morphogenesis; regulation of DNA-templated transcription; cell differentiation
Molecular function (GO): DNA-binding transcription factor activity, RNA polymerase II-specific; RNA polymerase II cis-regulatory region sequence-specific DNA binding
Source: RefSeq, a predicted model, not a curated record